Messenger RNA from Taeniopygia guttata (zebra finch), 2803 nucleotides. RefSeq names its product carbonic anhydrase 13. Gene Ontology annotation, cellular component: cytosol; cytoplasm. Gene Ontology annotation, molecular function: carbonate dehydratase activity; zinc ion binding. NCBI's taxonomy places the organism in Eukaryota, Metazoa, Chordata, Aves, Passeriformes, Estrildidae. The record is from RefSeq and is a predicted model, not a curated record.
CCUCUCCCGCCCCAGCCCGUCCCGUCCCAUCCCGUCCUGUCCCGUCCCGUCCCGUGGCGGCAGGGGAGCAGAGCCAUGCUGCACUGGGGAUACGACGAGCACAACGGGCCUGCCCACUGGAAGGAGGUUUUUCCUGUCGCUAAUGGAGACCGUCAGUCACCCAUCGACAUCAAAACUGAGGAUACCAAGUAUGAUCCCUCCCUCCGUCCUCUAAAUCCCAGUUAUGAUCCAGCUUCUGCUAAAAUCAUCCUUAACAAUGGGCACUCCACCAGUGUGGAGUUUGAUGACACCGUCAACAAAUCAGUGCUGACUGGGGGGCCACUCAGUGGGACCUACAGGCUGCGCCAGAUUCACUUCCACUGGGGAUCCAAUGAUGAAGCUGGCUCUGAGCACACUGUGGAUGGGAUGAAGUAUGCGGCAGAGCUUCAUGUGGUCCAUUGGAAUGCAGAAAAAUAUUCCAGUUUUGUUGAGGCAGCUUGUCAGUCAGAUGGACUAGCAGUCAUGGCUGUAUUUCUGAAGAUUGGUGAAUGCAACCCUCAACUGAACAAGAUUACUGACCGCUUGGACACCAUCAGAAUCAAGGGAAAAAAAGCACUAUUCACAAACUUCGACCCCAGCUGUCUGCUUCCCAAGUCCCUGGACUACUGGACUUAUUUUGGCUCUCUCACUGUUCCACCCCUUCUUGAAAGUGUCAUCUGGAUUGUUCUGAGAGAGCCCAUAAAUGUUUGUUCUGAGCAGCUGGCCAAAUUCCGCAGCCUCCUGAGCACUGCUGAGGAUGAGGUCGCCUGCUGCUUGCUGAGAAACUUCCGGCCUCCCCAGCCUCUAAGGGGACGAGAAGUCAGAAGGAAUUAAAGGAGUAUACCCAGAGUAGGCUCCCUCUGAAACCAAAGGCUGAAUUCAUUUUAAUAGUUAAUAUACUUUGAGAUUUCUCUUUUUAGUUGUUUUAACUAAUAGGUGUUGUUUUAUUGGUGGUUUCCAUGCAAUCAUUUCUCAUAGGCAAGUAUGUCCGGAGUUAUCACAGAUUCAUUGAUAUUAACAGGUCUGACUGGGUUUGAGUGCAUUGGCUUGGAAGCACUAGGCCAUCAGCAUUGCAUACACACAGGUCACUGCUAAUCAUAAGGGUCAAAUGUGGUGAAGGAGUUGCCCAGAUUUUGCCAGCAAAUUGCUGAAUAGGAUCCUUGGUAUUAUUGACAGUAUAGGAUGUUCUGGGAUAAUUCUUCUGAUCUCUAACAUAACACUUAGCUUCUGUAAAAACCUCACAUUGCAGUUCUCAAAGAAAACAUGUUUCAAGGAGGAUGUAAUUUCAUUGCUGACUUCUGCAAUACCGUGCUUACUUUCCUACAAAAAACAGUAAUGAUUAGCAGUAUUUAAGUAAAACAGAUAUUUAUAUGAUCCUGUUAUUCUGGCUGCUUCAUAGAAGUAAUGAUGUACUGAUUGAUGAGUUUUUUAUAAGCAAAUAGUAAGGAUUUUGUAUAUUGCAAGAUCAUGUCAGGUAGAUUGGGUAUUCCUGAAUUUCACAAUGUCACACAAUGAAAUUGUCCUGAAACCUGAAAACUGCAAGGUGGAAAGGCACAGAGGGAGCUGUUUGUGCCUAAAUCCAGUUUGUUGCAUUUGGUGAAAAAUAAGGGGUUAUUACACAAUUUCCAUGUAAACAUCAGACUUUUGCCACUUAAACUCAAGAGGCAGGGAUAGCUGUUGUUCCAGACCAUUGCACACUGCAGUGUGAACCACAUGCUGCUUACCUCUCAUCUCACUGUGGAGCACAGUCCUGCCCAGGUAUAGAAUGUGUCAAGGUGUUGGCUGAUGUUCUGCUUCAUAGUUGAACUUCAGUGGUUGCACUUAUAUUCCAAGACCAAAGAGAAUAGUCAGAGAGAGCCAAAGAAAUUGGAAUCAAGUCAACAUCGAAUAAAAAGCUCAGCCCUCAAUAGCAAUAUGUUGAAACGUCUAUCUUUAUGAGUUGACUUGACCCUGUGUUUCUCUCAGGAGCUUUUUUUAUCUGAAUAUAAUUGGGUUUUUUUACACCAAAUAUUUUUAUUAAUGAGCAUGCCAUAGGAAGUAGCUUAGGAUAGAAUUAUAUUUACUCUCAAGCUGUGAGAACUGCAUAGUGAAAUCCAGUGAGUGAUACCUGAAAAAGGCAGCUAGAGGUUUUACUGGCAGCAACUAACACCAAUCUCUGUAGUACUUCUGACAAAUUCAUCUUCCAUAACUGCUCUCCUUGAAUUCAUUUCUAAAUAGGUUUUAUAUGCUUUGCCUUUUACCUCAGUGGGUCAUUUGAUCUUAGAUGAACAAACAUGAGGGAAAUCACAAUCAGGAUUGACAUUAUAUGCUGUUUUAGAGCAAUAAAUUAGACAUAGACAUAGAGAUAUUUUAUCUUAGUUUAAGAUAUGUGGAUUUUUUUGUUUUCCCCUCCCCAGAAUAUAGCUAUUCUAUCCUGCAAGGCCUCCCAAUGCCUUUUGAAUAUUUUCUGAAGAAAAAUACAAACAGACCAUUGGAGAAAUAAAAGGCAUUUAGCAGAACUGCUAAAAAAGCAGGAAUGUGUUGUAUGUUUUCACUCCCUUUUUUAGACUUAGGAUUGAUCUCACAUGUUUCCCUGUUAUGUGAGUAGCUACAGAAUGUGGAAAAAAAUACUUACAAAUUGCAGGAAGGAUACAAAGGAUUAGUUAGUCUCAGAAGAGAAAGGAAUAAGGCUACUGCUUCAUAGUGUAAACAGAAGUUUUGUGUAUUUCUUACCUAUUGUAAACAGUGGAGUUGAUUAAAUUCUUUUAUAUUUAUAAGGAUUUUACAAAAUAAAAUAUGGAUUUUA